Molecule: messenger RNA, 1146 nt
Organism: Saccharomycopsis crataegensis
Lineage: Eukaryota; Fungi; Ascomycota; Saccharomycetes; Ascoideales; Saccharomycopsidaceae
Product: 2,3-butanediol dehydrogenase
Exons: 1
Coding region: 1-1146 (381 amino acids)
Biological process (GO): butanediol biosynthetic process
Cellular component (GO): cytoplasm
Molecular function (GO): (R,R)-butanediol dehydrogenase activity; zinc ion binding
Source: RefSeq, a predicted model, not a curated record
AUGAAGGGCCUCCUUUUUUACGAUAAGAAUGACAUCAAAUUCUCCAACGAUGUCAAAGAACCAAAAAUCAAAGUUCCCGAUGAAUUGAUCAUCGACAUUGCUUACUGUGGGAUUUGUGGGUCUGAUCUUCACGAAUACUUGGACGGGCCAAUUUUCUUCAAGAAGGCCAGUACCGGCGGUGAUGAAUUAUCAAACGAAAAACUCCCGUUAUGUCUCGGACAUGAAUUCUCCGGAACUGUCAGAGAAAUCGGCGCCGGUGUCACCACCUUGAAACCAGGUGACCACGUUGUUGUCGAAGCUGGGGCUACAUGUGCUGAUAGAAGAAGAUUCCCUAGUAAUAAUCCAAGAAUUAACACUGCUACCUGUGAUGCUUGUAUAGCCGGAAGACCAAACGUUUGCCAUUACUUGAACUUCUGUGGCUUGGGUUUUUCGGAUGGAGGUUUAAGUGAACGGGUGGUCACCAGUGAGAAACAUGCCAUUCCAAUCCCUAAAUCCAUUCCGAUGGACAUUGCCGCCCUCAUUGAGCCACUUAGUGUUGCUUGGCAUGCUGUUAGACUCUCUGGUUUGAGAGAAGGUGAUUCUGCCGUGGUUUUGGGUUCUGGCCCAAUUGGUCUCGCUACAGUAUUGGCCUUACAAGGGCAUAAGGCCGGUAAGAUUGUCGUUAGUGAACCAGCAGAAGUUAGACGUUUGCAAGCCGCCAACUUCGGGGUGGAAACAUUCAAUCCUUUUGAAUACAAAUCUCUUCAAGAAGGUAUCGAUGCCUUGAAAGCCACCGCAGGAACUGGGGGAUUCCAAUAUUCUUUUGAUGCCUCAGGGGUCCAAGCAUCUCUUGACACCUCCAUCGGUGUCCUUGCCGCUGGUGGUAAAGCUACCAAUAUUGCCAUUUGGCCAGAUGUGAACAAGAACUUCAAACCAAUGUCUGUAACUUUAGAAGAAAAAUCCUACUGUGGUUCUAUGUGUUACACAAGACUUGAUUUUGAACAAGUGAUCGAGGCAAUCCACACUGGAAACAUUGACAUGAAAAAUAUUGCACAAUUGAUUACUGGAAAGGUCAAGCUUGAAGAUGCCGUUGAAAAGGGUUUCAAAGAAUUGAUUAAUAACAAAGACCAUAAUAUCAAGAUUUUAAUUACUCCUCGUGAUAUUUAG